Molecule: messenger RNA, 216 nt
Organism: Neurospora tetrasperma FGSC 2508
Lineage: Eukaryota; Fungi; Ascomycota; Sordariomycetes; Sordariales; Sordariaceae
Exons: 1
Source: RefSeq, a predicted model, not a curated record
UUCGCUAUUUACUAUUUAAAUAAUAUCCUUAUUUAUUCUAAAAUUUUUAUAGAAUAUAAGGAAUAUAUAAGGAAAAUAUUAAACGUAUUAUAUAAAUACAAACUCUCUAUUAAUAUAGAGAAAAGUAAAUUCUAUAUAAGAGAGACUAUAUUUUUUAAAUAUUUAAUUUCGGAGAAUGAGAUUAGGAUAGAAUUAAGUAAAGUAGAAGUUAUAUAA